Neospora caninum is the source of this 9246-nucleotide messenger RNA. RefSeq lists its product as hypothetical. NCBI's taxonomy places the organism in Eukaryota, Apicomplexa, Conoidasida, Eucoccidiorida, Sarcocystidae. The record is from RefSeq and is a predicted model, not a curated record. Gene Ontology annotation, cellular component: nucleus. The transcript is spliced from 5 exons. Bases 1 to 9246 code for a protein of 3081 amino acids. Gene Ontology annotation, biological process: transcription by RNA polymerase II.
AUGGCGGAUCCUUCAAAUUGCCGAAAGGAUCUGUCUUCUGAGUGUCGUUCUGGCUACAGCUCUGACAACUGCGGCCCUGAUUCCGCUUCUUCAUCGUCUUCACGUGUCUCUCCUGGUGGCGGAGUUCCUGCUCGUCGACAGCCGAGCGUCUUCAAACUUAGUGCGUCAACGACACCUCUAGAUCUUUCUGCUUCCUCGUUCCGCCCUUCCGGUCGAACGCGUGCCUCGCGGAUCGAGGACGACUUCUCGCUUGAGGCGGGAAACGCGGUGACUCCGAGCAGGUCUCCCACUCCGAGGUCUUUCUUUGCCUCGGCGAAGAGCACGCGUUUCGCCCUGAAUCCGUACGAAGCAGAAGAACAAGCGAAUGCAGAGAGACAUGGAUCUCCAUUCGCGUCUGACGGUUUCCCGGGGGUCGGCGGAGUGUUCGAGAAAAGCAAGGCAGACGCUGAGAUCGCUCAGUUGGCGAUCCGAGAAACCGAGGAAGACGGCUCGCUCUCUGCGUUCGUCCUCGGAAGUGUCGUUGAACGAAACGCUUCGUCUGAAAGUUCGACGGGGCCAUCCGUGAUAUCUACCGCCAGCGCAAGCGACUCUCUAUCAGCUUCGUUGAGCCGGCCGGAGUCAGCACCUGCAGCCGGGGGUGGCCAAGGUCCGCGCGCGACUUCAUCGACGGUGCCUUCGUACGCGGCUGUCGAAGCUCCUUACGGCUUUCCGGUGCCUGUCCACCGUUCAUUGCUGUCUCGGCGAGACGAGAGCGAAGCUGGAGAAGCAGUGCCAAGGCUCGAGGGUGUCUGUCGGCCAGCUGGAGAGGCAGGAGGAGGACGCGCCCCAAGGGGACAAGAAGACGCAGGCGCUCCCGGAGGUUGGCGUCUAAGCAAGAAAGCGUUUGAAGAAAUUGAAGACCACAACCUCGAAAUUCUGAGGCGCAUGCAACCCCACGAAAUUCGAGAGGCGCAGGAAGAGAUCCUCCAGCGUUUCGGAACGAAACGGUUUGCAGUUCUCCAGAGACGUGCACUUAGGCGGGCACAGGCGGUCCAAAGAGGUGGGGGAGGCGACGCAGGCGCUGGCGACUCCACUCGUGGGGUAGGGGACCGGGGAACAGCGCAGGGGAAGGACGGUGAAGGGCGAUCCCUUCAAGCGCCUGGCGCAUCGACUGGUUGUCCAGACGGAGAAGGCAUCAUCAGGAUGUCGACGAAGGACCGUCAUGGUGGAGCCACCCCGUCAAUGUCGCCUUCUGCAGCGUGUUCCUCUGUCUCUCCGUCUUGCAUCAGGUCGUCUGCCUCGUCCGCACUCCCAGCUUCAUCGUCGUCGGCCUCCUUCGCGCUUCCUGGUGGCGGGAAGUGCAUUCUGGAGUGGAGCGUGGAUCCACGUGUCUUGUCGGAGAAAGCUGGCGUGAAGCAAAGGAUUCAGAACCCUGCAAGUGCCUCCGCAUUCGUCAGGGACGAAGAAAAGCAAGCGGGAGGGAAGUGUGGCACCACAAAGAGUACGCAAAGCGCGCAGCGCAUUUCGCCGGAGACGGCGGUGUCGGGCGCCUCACCGGGAGUUCAGGAAGAUGCAAAACCGAGAGGAGCAAAGAGUUAUGUGCGCUUCGACAUCCAGGAGGCUGCGAAGCUUCAGUGGGCGAAUCCUCUUGGCGAUGAGGACGCCCACGGGGGACCUGUGGAGGAAGCCGGUGAAGAAGAAUGGGGCGAAGCGGAGGUGAAAGCGAUUGCCACGGGCUCAGCGAGGCCACGAAAGACACCGGAACGACGCAUUCGCAUUGAGCGGCUUCGGUUCGACUUUGAUGGAAAGCUUCGGAGUCAGGUCUUCGCAUUUCAGGCUCUUUGGCAAGCAGCGUACUUGCUUCAGCAAAUCGACAAAGCGGCCUUCUCGUCGGAGGCACUCUCGGUUCGCAGUCUUCGUGAUUUGGUUCCCGCAGACCCUCUAGAGUACCACCGGGGUCUCCAUCACCACGGAGACGAAGCUGCGCUCCCCGGUUAUACUCUGGGCGAGCUGUUUCAGCUGGCUCAGAGCGCCAGCCGCCCGCAGGCCGCGCUGGCUGUUCGUACACUAGGUGCCGUGCUUCGGCAGUCUCGGACGCUCGUUUGUCUCCGUCGCUGGAGGGGAGCAAGCCCUACGGCGAUUCGGGGAGGCACGGGGACGGCUCGCGGCGACCCGGCGUGUGAAUGCGAAAGCGAGUUUACUUCUGUUUUAGCUUCCGUGUAUCUCGGAGGCGCUACUGAGAAGGGAAAGGCAAGCGGAGAAACGUUUCCGCUUCUGCCACGCCUCGCCCUCUCCGACUCUGCCUUCGUCUCAGCUUUCGGCGUAGGUUUCCCGAGGUGGAGACGGUUCGUCUUUCGAGAUCUGUUCCUCUGCUGGAGGCUCGCGUCUCUCCUUCAGCAGCAGACGCCUGCAAUGCACCGGGCGGCCCUAGUCGCCCUCGACGCUGCCGUCUCUGUCCCUACGCGCGACGAGACGGUUGUGCUCGCCGACGUUUGGAGGCGCGGGGACGGCGCCGAAGAGAGUGGAGAACGGGGAGGAGGCGCAGGACGAGGACACGGAGAGGACGGCGAGGAUGGAGAGACUGGCGAUGGCGAGGGCGAGUUCCGCUGGCGAGGCGUUGUCUGGGGGGGCAGCCGGUCGUUCCCGUUUUUUCUCGAAACGUGCAGGAAGAGCGCACAAAGGGCCGCGCGAACGCGCGGCAACGACGAGGCCGCUCCAGAGCACCCCAUACCGUCGCGGGUCUCUGCAGACGCCACAGAGGCCAACACAGCUGACUUCCUCAACCGCGGAGAAGGCCAAAUGUCCGCGUCUGGCCCAUGGCUUCACUCUGGGCGACGCGCGAUCGCCGGCGAAGCAGGCGAAGGCGGAACAGGAAAGAAAAGAGAAGCACAGGAUACAGCUUCCGCCGCUUCGUCGCCAGGCCGAAGGGAGGGAACCUCAGAUCCGCAGAAGCAGGCAGUCGCCGACCGCGUGUGCUUGUAUGGCUUAGGGGGCUUCGACCUGGUUGAGGAAGGAGAUAUUGGAUUUCCUCUGUUGACGUUCGCCGGGCCCGGUGGCGGAGAAGAAGAGAAGACGGGGUGCGGGGGCGCAUGCACGUUCUGGCAAGCUCUGUGCCUGCGCGUACGAGCGCACCAACGCAGGAUGAGCUGUCACGAGACCGAGGAGCCACAGGACCCGCGACCCCGACGGGUUCAGUUCUCGGCUCCAGAUGGGGACUCUGCUGAGGAGAACCCCACCUCCGAGGACGAGGAAGACGUCUCGAUCGCUGAGCUCUUCUUCCGCCAUCCGAUCUCUUCUCUCCUCACGUACAGUCCUCUUUUAGAUCGCCUGUCUCUCUUUUUCUCCACCUACGAGGGAGACGAGGAAAUCGAGCGCAGCUGUCUCCGUCUGCUGCUCGCUUGUUCGCUCCUCGGCCCCUCGGCAGCCGAGCAGAUCGUCCGUCAUCCUGCGCUUUUGCAGCGCCUUCAGCACCUGGCGCAGAGCCUCAUUGUCGGCUCGAGUGCCCGCGGGCUUCGUAUCCAGCGCCAGGGCGCCGCUCGGGCUUCGACCUCGAAAGGCUGCGACGCUUCGGCGGCCAACAGACCUCAACACCUGACUCCUGGUGAGGUGUAUGGGCACAUGCUGUCCACGAAAAAGGCCGAAGCUACAGCCCUGGUGGAGCGCUGUGGGACGCCGCUAUCUGUGGCAGAACGCAGGGUACUCCUUGACCUCCUUCGCUUGCUUCGGUGUGUCGCUCGGUGGGGAAACGUUCAACUGCCCGCAAGCGAUGGGGACGUCGACGCAGGAGAAGCUCUAUGGGGGGAGGCGUCUUCCACAGUUUGGGCGUUGAUCAACCAGAGCAUCAUGGAGGGCGCAUCUGUCGUCCCACGACUAGAUGGAAAGCGCGAGCGGACUCACAACGAACAGGGAGAACAACUGGCCGAACCAGAGUUAACUCGACUCCACGAUGACGCCGCGCAGGGGACACGUUUAACUGAUGGUCCUUCUUCCGAAGCGCGUCCGACUCACCUCGCGUCUGUCGAUCGCUCUGGAAGCUUGUCGGCUGUCCGCACACCGGUAGCGGAAGCCUGGGGCGGCUCAGAAACAUUUCGGACUGAGGUCCAGCAGCUUCUGGCGGCAGCGGAAGCGCUUCGUGUCAUGCGCGUCGCCGUUUCUCGGUCUGGGAAACCUGACGAAUUCGCCGUGUUCUUUCCGGUUCUUUCCACGUAUGCACACCAGUUCGCAACUGUCCUACAACAGGUCUAUGGCGAGGCACUCCUCCUACGUCUUCUCUUGGAAACGACCGCGUCGUCGCUUCCACCCCAAGAACAAGGACCCGGAACCACGUGCGAGUUGCUUCCACCGACAGCCGCCUCUCCGCUGGCUUGUUCGCUCCCUCCUUCCUUGCCUCCUGGUCUGGGCGGGUCCGCGCGCAAACUGUCGCAGCAGGUGGCCUCCCUCGACCUGCAGGCGGAGACGAUCUGGACGUUCCAUGGUAGUGUCGCGAGAGAAGUGUUCCUCUGGGCAGCUCUCAGUCUGGAGAAACGGAGGCGCGACAGGCGCGACGAACGGGAACGGCUUCCCCUCUCUGGCAUGGAGGGUGCAUCGCUUCUAGGCCCCGUUCCCGUGCUUCUUCGCCUCUUUUGGCAGUUGAAGCCUCACGCCUCGUCGCUCCCUUCGCGCGCUGCUUUCCGCGUCGUCCAGACUGCGCUUCAGCUCGCUUCCGCCGGCGCGUCGCAGGUUCUUCGGUCGCUUCUUCCGGCUCCUCGAAGCAAGACCAGCCUUAGCGGCCGCUGCGCAGCCCCUGCGCGGGCAGAAAAAACCCGCACAAAAGCAAAGACAAACAAACGCGACGGACCAGCCGGUUUGCCGGCUUCUGUUUCCGCCGGGGCCACCUACGGGAACGUCGGGAGUCUGUCGCCAAUGAACAGCAGCACGAAGAAGGGCGAGGAUGGAGAACCAUCACUGUCGGAUAACGGGUCGAAAGCGAGCUUCAGCUCGGCGAGCGCGUCCGAGAAGCAGGCGCUGGCGGGCGACGGAAAGCAAGAUGCCAAGAGCUGCCGGGAAGAGAGUGAAGGGAAGAGCAGAAACCAGACAGCGAGGGUGGCGUGGACCAGAGACGAGGAGCUCCUUUUCUUCCGAUGGCUGCGUUCGUCCCGUCCCAUUUUGGACGCACUCCUUUGUGAGACUCGUGAAGAGUCUUCGUCUUUGGGUUCAAUAUUCUCACCGAAGCGUGAACGCGAAGACACGUGGAACUCCCAGAGCACAGCGUUUCCCUCGCCUGGCGUCCCCUGUAUUCAAGUUAUGAAGCAAAUGGCUGUGAAGCUAAACUGGAACGGCGACCGAGCCGGCCUUGCAGCCAGCUUCACCGCGUACGCCGUGGAAACUGGUUGGGCGUCAGGAAUCCGAUGUUGUUGUCAGAGACACGGCGCGGAUGUGAGGAGCGCUGGAAAAGAGACGGGGACCAAACAUACGGAGACUCUUGGGGACGAGAAUGAGACAGCCGACAGCGCUGUGGCGCGGCGCCGGGCGUCGCAGUGCUGGCGAGGCGGCAUUCCCGCCACCAGUGAGAAUUUUGCUUCGCUUCCUUUGGAGAGGGAAAGUUCAUUCGUUGCUGGCCACCGGUGCAACGCCGCUGGCUCGCUGACCCGGGAACAAGGCUUCGGCGAAGAGCAGGCGGAGAGUGGAGCCACUGAGGAGACGGUUUCGCUUUCAUCGUCGCCGUUUUCGUGUGACAAGACGGCGUCUUGUUCAAGGCCUUCCUGCAAGCCGACCGCUUUCCGAGGAGAAUGCAGUGAUCAUGCGUGUCUGUUUGACCACGGUCGCAAGAACCUCGAAGCGAAUCGCCGGAACGCUCUGCCUCAUGACAUUGAGAGGAUCUUAACGGAGGCACGCUUCCUCGUCACUGUCUCGGAAUUCCUUUCCAUGGCCAUCUACCUCGUGCGCCGCGCGUCUACUUUGGCUGCCGCUCCACGCGCUGCUUCGCAAGGUCCGGACGGUGCGACCGAACGUGUCUUUGAAGAUGUCUUUCCGCCGAGGCUGCUUCGCGCUCUCGGCAUUUCCGCCACAUCGCUGUGUCGCAGUUUGAACGCUUUCCUGCUCGCUCUGUUCCAGCACCUGCGGUGGCCAGAGCCUCUGGUGGGGCGCCGGCGGCGCCUGGAUGCCUGCGGCUCGAUUUUGGCCUUUCGCGGUAAGAAAGCUGAGAAGUCCGAAAGUCGAGGGAUUGCCUCUGCGUCUGGAUCCGCUUCAGCUUCAUCCGGCGUCUCACCUUCUUCGGCUCCUCCUCUGCGCUCUCAUGAAGCGAGUGCGUGCUCCGGGCCCCUGCUCCUCUUCGAUAUUCUGGCACGUCUCAUGCUCGCGCUCCUCGGCCUGCGGCGCCUCUGCACCGUCACAGCCUCUGCGCUCGCGAAGGAAGAGGAAGGACAAGAAGACGCCAGCGAGGCGGGCUACGGGGCAACCCUCUGGACUGCACGCGAAGAACAAGAGUGUCUCUUGGCGGCGUUUAGCGCAGCGACGACCUCUCACACGUUUCUCAAGUGUACUGUCUCUCUAUAUUCGAAUACCGUUUUCGCAACCGGGACUUCGGAAAGACUCCAGACCUGCAUGCCCUCUGAGCUCUAUCUGCCACGCAGCGUGGGAAGGAAGACGCCCAACAGCGCAGGUCAAAGCGAGGGCGAAGAAGGCGGAAACGGAAAAGCUGAAAGAGGACAGCUUCUCUGGAAGGGCGACCAGGACGAAUGGAGGCAGAAGUGGAUAGCUGCAGCCGCCGAAUGGUUCGUCCUUUGUUUCCCUCCUUCCGGAGGCACCUCCCCGCACGGAGUCGCUCGUCAGAGAUUCCCGGGACCCGUCUCCUGCAAGAAGGAAAAUUCGCGCCACAACGGUGUCUCGUUCGCGACCGUUUAUCGCGCACUCUCAGCUGUCAUCACAGAAGUCGACGCCAGACAAGAGGACGAAGCAGCCGAGGCAGAAUGCGAGGGCGGAGCAGUGGCGAGACGUCAGGAGAGCCUUUGCCCGGCGCCUCUGUGUCUCCUUCAGUCCCUCGAUGACCUGUGCAGCUCCUGCAGCAGCGUCUCUGCCAACGUUGGAGAGGAUGAGGCGGCGUACGAGCACACGGAGGAGCGAAGUGUAGAUGCAACACAGCGUGAGGGAAGCAGUGAAGAUAAGGCCUCACGCGAGACCCUUCACGGGGAACUGCCGUGCGUUCCUCUAUUUGUGUCUCCGCUUGACGCGCUCGUCGGGGGGAGCUUGUGGGGCUCGCUAGGUCUCCAUACCUCUUCUUCCUCUUGUUCUGGGGUACCUGGGUCUGGCAUGCCUGACACAAAAAGUGUGGGACAGGACGGGAAGGACGCAGCAGACCGAGGCUACGACAGGGCGUUUCCACUCGUCUUCCUUCUGCGUGCCGCGCCGCACCUUGUCGAGGAUCUAGGACACUAUUUCCCUCCUUGCCUUCUCCUCUCGGGCCUUCUUCUCUUCUACACAGAACCGAGUAUUGCAAACGGCGUGGCUGGUCUCUGCCGGGUACGUGCUUCUUCGCGGUGCUGCCACUCCGUGGAUCCAAAUCCCCAGGGAGAGCGCCCGCAACAGCAGUUGGAAGAUCUCUGGUGGUUACUUGACGCAUGGGUUUUGCAGCCUCUUGGGAAGGCCUCGAUGUAUGGCCAUUUGCUUGAAGCCGAUCCGCUUUCCCAUGCAGUGGUCCCAGGAACAGACCAAGGCAAAGGAACGGAGGCUGCAGAGAGCAAGGCGCAGAAGGAAAGCAGUGUAGAUGGCACGACAUGCGAUCCGUCAGCGUCGCCGCAAACGCUAGACCGGCCAGGAAUGCGGGGUGAAGGCCAGUCAUCUCUUUCUUUCAGCGACGCGUUCAUGACGAUCUGGAAAGCUGUCUCGGCGAGGAGCCUGGAAGAGGCGGAGGCAUGUAUAGACAACGCUGUUGUGCUUGCACUACGAACGAAGAAGUGUGGGGAGACCAGCGGACUGGAACGAGACUUUGAGAGGUGUGGAGAAGAGCACGAUGGAGAGGAAGGCCGGUAUUCAGGUGUCGACCUGCUGUGUCCGCAGUCCAAGCGUAGAUCAUCUGCCGCCCCUAAUGCCUCUGACAAGAUGAGUGCCGCGUCUCGCGCUUCACCUCCGACUGCGUUUCCUCUCUGCUGCGCAAAAGCUCACGAUGUUUUGCUCACGCGAGCCGCCCGGCUUGUCCUCAGGGCCCAAACAAGCGAAGAGACUUCUGACCCUGUUCUCUUCCUUCUUCUGUGGCUUCUCGCUUUCUCGCCUGCGUUCCCUGUUGAGUGUCGACGCCUGACCCUCUCUGAAGGCGGCAUCCUCACUCUCGCAGAUCGCACGUUCUUUCUCUCGCUUGGGGGAGCAGCCGAUACAGUCGGUGACGGAACGGAAGAAGACGGAGAAGACGCUUGUGGGGCCGGAAGGAGGCCGUACGAAGGCGAGAAGGCGGGAAAUCAAAUGGAGGCUCAGGCAGACGAGGGGGGGAACCCGAAACUCAGAGAAGCAUCAUCGGCCGAGCCAAACGCGGGCGACGUGAGGAAAACGCUCAGGGGAAGCCAUCCGUCGUGGGGGGUCAUAACGCCCCACGGCAGCGGGCUCUGGGGCCUUCGUGAGGCAAGUUGGUGGCUGAUGAGGCCAGGUGGAUUUCCUCCAGAAGCGAGGGACGAGCUGUUGACUUGUUAUCGAUCCUUCCUUCGGGCGCGCCUCUCUCAUGGAUUCCUGUUCUUCCCUGAGAGCGCCGCGCUGCUCUGCUCAAACACGUCUGGUGUCAACCCGAACAAAAGCACAGGGCGCGAUGGAGGGUAUCCACUUCAAGGUCUCCUGACAGUCCAAGCGUUAGCCGCGCUGGUCCGGGUCGAGCUCGGGACCUUCCCCGCAGAUUCGCCCUUCGUGGCGCCUGACGCGAGUGAGAAGGAGGAGGAGCUCUCGGAAAGUUCUCGCCGAGAGCUUGGUUUGGCUGCAUACCGUAAAACUCGCGAUAACGUUUUGUGUGUGGUCAGACGGCUCGUGUCUGUGUUGGGGGCGAACUCCACUCCUGGCGGUCCCGAAUUCACCGAGUUACGUAACAUUGACUCGCUUGUGCGUCAGUUGAGCGAGGCAGUUCAAGGUCUGUUUGACCUCGAACACAUCGCUAGGAAGUGUGGCAUUCCUGGUGUUCGGUGUAGAAUGCGCACACAGAAAGGAUUUGUUCUCCCUGCGAGAGGCUGGUACACGAUUCUUGGAGUCGCUACGGCUGACGCACUGACUCUAGGCCGACAACGGUGGUACUGCAUCUGCAGGGUGUCGCCCUAA